AUUUCAACAUACCAGGGCCAGGGAGAUAUAGACACCAAUAAAAGGGAACAGGACUUGACAGAAGGAUAGAAAUCAUCAGCAGAGAGGGGCUUGACCUGGUCUUGAGCUGCCAACAUGGGACGAGCAGCGAUCUGGAUAGGUUUGAUUCUUCUGCUGUUUCUUCAAUGCAGCUCUGCUGAUAAGCUGGUCUGCUACUUCACCAACUGGUCCCAAUAUAGGUCUGGCCAGGCAGCCUUCCUCCCCAAGGAUGUGGACCCCUUCCUUUGCACUCACCUCAUCUAUGCCUUUGCUGACAUGAAGGAUCACCAUCUCACCACAUUUGACCCAAAUGAUGUGCAGUUUUACAAGGAUUUGAACAGUCUGAAAAGCAGGAAUCCCAACCUGAAACUCCUGCUGGCCCUUGGAGGCUGGAAUUUUGGCACUAAGAAGUUCACAGACAUGGUGGCCGGGCCUGAAACCCGCCAGAUUUUUAUCCAGUCAGCCAUCAGCUUCCUGCGUCAACACAAUUUUGACGGCUUUGACCUUGACUGGGAGUACCCAGGCAGCCGGGAUAGUCCUGCUGUAGACAAGGAGCGAUUCACAGCUCUGGUAAAGGAACUGCACAACGCCUUCCUCCAGGAAAGUCAGACGUCAGGAAAGAAUCGGCUCCUUCUGAGUGCAGCGGUUCCUGCAGGUCGAUACCAAGUGGAUCGAGGCUACGAGGUCCAGAAAAUUUCCCAGUCUCUAGAUUUCAUCAACCUCAUGACGUAUGACUUUCACGGCACUUGGGAAAGAACCACCGGUCACAACAGCCCCUUAUACAGGAGGCAGGCUGAGAGAGGAGGAGCAACUGAAGCUAAUAUUGAUUUUGCUGUGAACUAUUGGCUGGAGGAGGGGGCCCCAUCAAACAAACUGCUCUUGGGCAUGCCCACCUAUGGAAGGAGUUUUACCCUUUCUUCCCCUUCAGACACAAAGAUAGGGGCCCCAGCUUCUGGGGCUGGGACUCCUGGUCCCUUCACAAAAGAGGGAGGCCUAUUGGCUUUCUAUGAGGUGUGUACCUUGAAGGAUACUGCUUUCCAUAUGAUAAGAGAGCAAAAGGUGCCUUAUGCUGUCCUUGGCAACCAGUGGGUGGGCUUUGAUGAUGUGGAGAGCUUCAGAACCAAGGUGGCAUAUCUGAAGCAGAAAGGACUAGGUGGCGCCAUGGUCUGGGCCAUAGACAUGGAUGACUUCAAGGGCACCUUCUGCAACAAGGGCCCGUACCCACUCAUCCAGACGUUAAAGAAGGAGUUGGGCAUCACAUCGCCAAGCGAGAGCCCCGCUCCAGGAGGAAACACCUUCUGCCAGGACAAAGAAAAUGGCCUCUACGCCAACUCUCAAGACCGCAACACUUUCUACAACUGUGUGGAGACACGGACGUUCCGACUGUCCUGCCCUGUGGGCCUGGUGUAUGACGACUCCUGCAAGUGCUGUGACUGUUCAUCGCUCCAGGACCAGAGCUGACUCCUCCGGUUCCCCUGCCAACCUUGGAGCUCGUUCCAACUGACCACCCUGCCCUGCUCCUAAAACUCCGCUCUGUCUCAACUCAGAGCCCUAUCAUGAGGAGGGAUUCAGGCGUUUGUGGCUGUAUUUUAUACUCUCCAUUUUGUUUUUUCCUUAUUAACCCCAGAUUUGUGCUUUGGUUUCUAAGCCUUCUUUCUCUCUAGUUACAAUAAAUUGUAACCCCUUCUCUCAUAGGAGAAAUAUAAAGCUGAAACUGUC
Molecule: messenger RNA, 1737 nt
Organism: Vombatus ursinus (common wombat)
Lineage: Eukaryota; Metazoa; Chordata; Mammalia; Diprotodontia; Vombatidae
Gene: CHIT1
Product: chitinase 1
Exons: 11
Coding region: 115-1479 (454 amino acids)
Biological process (GO): carbohydrate metabolic process; chitin catabolic process
Cellular component (GO): extracellular region
Molecular function (GO): chitin binding; chitinase activity
Source: RefSeq, a predicted model, not a curated record